Molecule: messenger RNA, 4008 nt
Organism: Cyphomyrmex costatus
Lineage: Eukaryota; Metazoa; Arthropoda; Insecta; Hymenoptera; Formicidae
Product: myosin-2 heavy chain
Exons: 1
Coding region: 1-4008 (1335 amino acids)
Source: RefSeq, a predicted model, not a curated record
AUGAGUGACAAAUAUCUCGACGAUUACCUGUCAGUGGUCGCGAUUGACGUUGCCGUGGAAGAGAAGACGAGAAUCGCCAGAAUGGCUGUUGCGACAUUGUACAAGCUGCAUAACGGGAUGCGGCAGAUGAAAGAUUGGCGGAACGAUAGCGCGAAACUGAAGAGCAAUAUCUGGCGGAUGAAAAUGGCUUUGCGUGCGGAUGACAAGAAUGGGAACGAUAACCAGCAGAUCGACCCUUUGAUCGUGCAUCAGAGGACGGAGAUUAGCCAAUUGGAGCAGGCAAACGAUGCUUUGGAGAAUGAAGUAACGAAUCUAAAAUGCGCUUUAAUUAAAGCCGAGGAGGAUAUCGCGCGUAUCACCGUCUCUGAAGUAGGCGAUAAGAUCGCCACGCUUGAGAAUAAAUUUUCAAGUGAAAGAGAACGCAUGAACAACGAGAUUUUGUGUCUGAAGAAGCGACUGAAAGAGGCUGAAGAGAAUGACACGAGCGUCAUGCUGAAACAACUUAGGGAUGAGAUAAACGAGUUCACGAGAGGUGAUCGAACGAUAGAAAUAAUCUUUGCUACCAUGAUCGGCAAGACCGUUGAGAUGAUUAUCGGUUUGUCGGAGGAGCUCGUGAACGUUAGCGAGAAUUUGUAUAGAUUUAAGACCAGAAAUAGGAACUUGCGUCUCAAGCUGGACAGAUCGAGGGCCAUGCUGCGAUCGAGAUGUGGUAAUAGCGCGGAAUAUCGGAAGAGAAUCGGCGAAUUGAACAAUCUUGCCGAACAAUUGAUAGGAGAGAUGGGCCGGCUGAAAGUUAUUCGUGAGAAUGCAAACUAUAGCGAAAGUUCGGACGCUACGGAUAUCCCAGACGUUGUUAGACACGUCGAACGUUUGAUGAACGACUUGAGGAACAAUUUAAAAAGCGAUCGUGAAGCGAUGAUCGCCGCCGGCGAUCCCGACUGUUUGAAAUACAUGAAGAAAGUAGUUAAUCUAAAAGUAAACUUAAAAGUGCUGUCUGUGGAGCUUAGACGAUCAAACGUGCCGAUAGAUAAACGGUUAUGCGAGAACCUCCAAUACGAGAAAUGCUUGAAAACAGCUUCGUCGUUGAAUGAUUUUCUACAAGAAAUCGACAGUGAGAUUGAAAAAUUGAAAAUAAAACCGAUGGACAAAUAUUGCAAAAUCGGUGGCAUCAGCAGCUCGCGAUACAUGACCAAAGUUACGGAACUCGAAGAUAUCGUUAGAAAAUCAAUUGCAGUAAUCGCUAUUUUAAAACAAGCUCCACCGGAAGUUAUAAAUACCAACGAGGAAAUAACAGAGGUAUUGGAAACCUUGAUCGAGCAAUUGUGCAGUAAAAUAAAGGAACUCGAAUUUGUCGAUAACCGCGCGAAUUUACGUGAAAGAAUCGAACAGCUUGAAACUAUAAUCAUGAAUUUAAAAUCGGAAUUAUUAAAAAAGAACGAACGUAUAAAUGCGCUAAACGACGAACGUGCAAACAUCGGAUUAACGUUAGAAAAAGAUCGUGAGAAGUAUGAGAAAAUUAUCACUGACAUACGCGAGGUAAACGACACUCUCCGAGGAGAUAUAGAAAGCGGGAAACAAGAAAUAUUGGAGUUGUCGCUUAAAUACGAUCAUUCCGAGCGACGUGUCGCGGAAAUGCAACUGAUGAAGGUUGAAAUUGAUGCAGCGAGGAAAGAAUUGCAGGACCUUCAUGAUGAUAAAGAGACAUUAUUAGGGGAAACGGAAAGGUUGCGUAACGUUCUCGGGGAGAAAGACAAGGAAAUUAAGAAUAUUAUUACCCAGCAGAACGCGCUGAAAGCGGUUCUUAGAAUGGAAACAGAGGACCUGAAGACGAAACUUGGGAUCGCUUCCGAUGAAAAUGUAAAACUGAGAAGUAUAAUUGAGGGACUUGGGAAACAGAAGGAACGCGAGCGACUGGGCAAAUUGAAAAGUUCGGAGAAAGAAAGUGGUGGGGAGGAACGAAACAAUGAUGAACACCGUACACAAAACCUCAAGGAUGAAUCAGAGUACUUGAGAGCUGAGUCAGAUAAGCCUAAAAUAAGUCUGAGUAAGGUGGACAAGCAAAUCGAUUAUUUGAAAUGCGCGUCAAAUGAAGAUAUCAAUGACAAGACCGGGCCGGAGGAUAAAAUUUCUUAUUUGAUACCUAAUGAACAGUCGUUGAUGUAUCAAUUGAACGUCCCGACGAAUGCUGGCGAGGAAACAUCGGGAGAAUUCGACAGAGUGAUAGCGAAGUACAAAGCGUCGAAGAAUAAAGUCAAACAAAUCCAGAACGAGAAAGAACAACUCGAAGAGGAGUUGUUGAAGUUGAGGUCUGAGAAAGAAUUGUUAGAUAGAUCGAUGUCCGAUGUCAAUAACAAGUGCGCCGUGCUGCAGGAUCAAGUUAACAAAUUUAAGUCGGAGCGCAACGGCCUUCAGGAGAAGAUAAGCGAGCACGAAGCUACUACGGAGAAUUUAAAGUUCGAGCUGCAGAGAGCGCGGGCGGAACUCGAAGACGCGGUUGUUAAUACAGCGCGCCUGCAAUCGGAGAACUCGAAGGCCAUCGGCGAUUUGGAUAUGCUGUUUCUACGGAAUACCGAGACCGAGGAUCGUGUACGAGUGCUGUUGACAGAAAAGAACGAUUUUGCGACGCGUAUUAACGAGCUCAAUGAUGAGAACGUCGUUCUGCGAGAACAGCUGAAUAAAGCGAGAGAGGAGAAUGCAUAUUUUUCCAUGGAAUUGAAUAAAUCGAGGGUCGAAAAUGAUAAAGCGAAAGCGGAAAAUGCUCUUCUGCAGGCUACCUGCGACACGAGAGAAAAAGAUAGCGCCGAGCUGAGGAGGGAGAGAGACGGCGCGAAUGGAAGAAUAAAUGAAAUCGCUAACGAGUGCAGAGUACUCGAUAACCAACUGAAGAGCCAACAAAUGAAGUAUGAGGCGUUGCGACUAAUUGCGGCCAAGUUGCACAACGAAAAUAAUAAUCGUAAAAAUUAUUUUAAAAAAACCGAUACGCAGCAUCCCCUCGUGAUAGAUUGCGAGCGGAAAUUCACCGAUACUCAUAACAAGAUUAAACAGGAGCAAAAUAGCUCGGAUGCCGCGUGUACGAGUAUAAAGAUCGAAAUUGGCGAAUCUGAUACACACGUCGGUCGCGAUAACAAAGCAGUGAUCAAAGACGAGCCAAAGAGCGAGGUAGAGAGACCGAAAAGUGAAAAUAAUUCUUUGAAAUUAGAGCAGGCGAAUUUGAGAUCCAAAAUUUCCAAGAUUACGAUGAAACUGACGGAAGAUGGAUCGGAAAAUUCAGUAGCAUGGACAAAAGUAUCGAACGACGAAGAAAUUGUCGUUUCUAUGUUGAAGAAAUUUGAGAUCGCGAAUAUCUGGCACGAGAAAGGAAUAAGCAAUUAUUCUAAUUAUUCCAAUCAUCCGGAUAUGACCAAGGGAAGCGGCAGAACCGCGGCAUUCGAUAUCAAUCAGCUCAAAAUCGAGAACAGAGCGCUGAAGAUGAAAGCAGAUAUUUCGUGUAGUAGUCGUAACUCCUGCCUAAUGGACGGCGAGUUCGGUAAAGCGACGGACGAGAUUCAAGCUUUGAAACUCGAACUGAUGUAUCUACGGAAUGAGAAAGUGACGUUGAAGUCGCACCUCGAGAUAUUUAAGGAAGAAUUAAACGCAUUGAAAUCAGAGAGGGUGGCUUUAAAAGAUGAACUCGCCGCUUCGAGGAAGUCGAAUUUCGAUUUUAGGCUUAAAGUGAACGACUUACGAGGCGCUAACGAAAAAUUGAAAGAGAUAAAUGUGGGAUUAGAGAGUCGUCUGCAGGAUGCGAAAGGAAUGAAUAAGUGUACCAAAAUAUCGGAAGUGUCGGAUAAAAAGUCAAACAAGAAUUUUGAGAAUGCAUUAAGUGAUUACUUAAAAGAGUAUAUUUUCACGGAACGAAAUUUGCGGAUAACUAACAGGCGGAAUCGAUUCGAUCGCGUCUCUCCCAAGAAUCCUGGACUACAAUCCGUCGAAGAAAAUCUACAUCAUAUAGAGGGGCAAAAGUCCUGA